AUGAGCUUGAUCGAGGGCGAUAAGUUUGUCAAUGCGGAGGGAGCAAUCUUCUUGCAGCGUGCCGCUCCACCAGAAUUCUACUGUGCUUUAGGUGCUUCGGGUCAGAUCAUGGAGACUCGUGCAUUGCCUGGUGCCAUCUUGGCCCAAGUCACAGACCAACCUCCGCAGGCAUCGGCGCGAAGCUCAGAGAAGCUCCGAGAUCAGAGCCGCCGAGGAAGAAUGGAUGUCGAUCCAAGUCCUGCGCUGGAGGCACAGCGGAAGGCUCACCCAGAGCUCUCCGAGCAGCUGGAUAAAAUGCAGAAAUUCGUAAACAGCAAGCUGUAUCACCAACUCACCCAGACUCUCCUGGAGUACCUUGUAAGUCCUCCGUUUGCUGCUGCCACGCCGGCGGUGGCGGCCGAGUUGAAGGAUUUUUUCGAGGGCUUCAUAAAGGCUUUUGAGGUGAGAUUCGACAAAGUGCGAUGGGUUCAGAUUCUCUCAAUCGUGGCGAAGCCACAGACGCCGGCGGUGGCAUUGGAGCUGAUCGCGCCUUUCGAGGCCACCAUGGCCGAGAAUCGCGAUGCCAAGUUCCUUUGUCAGGCUCUCAAGGGCGAAAAGCUCAUCCUGUCGGCAGACACGGAGUCGGCCAAGGAACUCUUGGAAAACUUGGGGCUGGAGAUAGACAAUGCCUACGAGGUGCAAGCGCUCAUCCAGUCCCAUUUCCACAAAACCAAUGCCUUGCUCUGGAAGACCCUGGGCCGUUCGCAGGAGUUUUACAAGAGCUCCAUUCUGUACCUGGCCUUCACGCCUCUGGAAGCGAUUCCUAUGGAGGAGAGGCCACAGAUCGCUUUCGACACAGUGAUAGCAGCGCUGGUCGCCGAGGAGGAAUUCAACUUUGGUGAACUCACGCAGCAAGCGAUCAUUCAGUCUCUCGAUGGCUCGCCCUUUGCAUGGGUCAGAGAUCUCCUGCAGGCCUUCAGUGAAGGCAAGUUUGACUUGUUCGAUGCGGCCAUCGCCAAGAACAGAACGCAGAUGGAGGCAAGCCCUGAGCUGAAGUCUGCGGAGGCCACGCUGAGGCGGAAGAUGUGCGCUUUGUCGCUCAUGGAGCUGGCUUUCAGGCAGGUAGAAACGGGCAGAAGAGAUGGUGUAGCUUUUCAGACAUUGCAGAUGCUGGUGCGCGAAUAUGCAAACGCUACAAUCCGCUACAAGUUGACCAGGACGUAUUUCGGCAACGAAGGCAAAGAGCCGGAUGUGCUUUAUCCUUGGCCUCUUCGAGAUCUCGCAGCCGAGCGGCUGCAGGAGGCCGCGGCCAAGAAGCGCCCCACGCAUGCGCUGCGUGAUGGACUUGGCUUCCUCGUCGAGGCUUCGCCAAGCGCGCUGCCCGCUGGAGUCGAGGCCGGCGUUUUCGUAGGCCUCUUCAGCUUGUCGUACACGAGCAACGAGGACAAAGUGGAGGACUGGAUGGUGUCAGGUGGCACGCCGCCCAAGCACAAUCCCAUCCGCCUUUGGAGCAUGUUCUCCUACCAGUACUCAGAAACACGUGGCCGAGUACAGCCGGACGAGCUGGGGGAUUCUUGCUUCGGAGAGAACUGGCGGGCGGAGCUUUGUGCUCGCGUUUGGACGUGUUUUAUCGGGCGUGGCAAAGAAGGCAUUGGUGGAGGUCGCUGGCGGGUAGCUGCAGGCGUUCGCUUUGCGGCGACCUACCGCAUUGAGGCUUACCUGGGCCCACCCUUGUCUUCUUGCAGAUCAUAUCUGUCGGAUGAGGAGCAGCAGCUUCAUCCACCAGUGUCCUGGUGGGCGCCUCCUGUCUCGGAGCACACCGUCGAGUCCAUGUCUUCGGUUGUGCAGCAUGCCGCGUGGUCUCAACUACGCCUGCUGUACGUCAACCGCGAGAACUACUGGUGGGGGCAGCAAGCCCAGGUUCAACCUGCCAGCUGUUGGCUGGACCUGAUGCAGGCAGCUGUUCACAGCGCAUCGCUAGCCCCAGCAGCUGCGCCCGAGAGGCUUGGCCGGCAGCCGACACCUGACAGUCCGCAUGGUCUCUGGCUGGAGUUCGGUGUUGGGUCUGGCAAGACGACAGCUGCGAUCGCUUUCCAGAUGAAAGCCAUGGUGGGCAAGGAAGCAAUACUGCAUGGAUUCGACUCCUUCGAGGGCUUGCCGUCGGACUGGGACCACACGCAUUUGGCAGCGGGCACCUUUAGCAGAGGUGGGAAGAUCCCGGAACAUCUGCUGGAAAUGCCGAACGUCAAGAUCCAUGUGGGCCUCUUCUCUGACACUCUAGGUGACCUCGAUCAAUUUGGAGACAUGCCCGUGGCGUUUGCACACAUCGACGUCGACAUUUUCCCAUCUGCGGUCGAGGUCCUCUCUCGGAUAGCCUGUCAGCUUUGGCCGGGCUCAGUGCUUGUCUAUGAUGAGCUGGUGAAUUAUGUUGGCUUCGAGCUUUCUGGUGAGUACCGUGCAUGGGAGUAUGUUGCUUCUGCCUACGGCAUAGGCUGGCAGUAUGCUGGCAUGUACUGGCAGCAGGCUGUCCCAAUGAUCAUCACCGAGCGCGGACGGCAACGGAUGUCUGUCUGUCCGCGGAGCUUGUCCCAGAAGAAGGGACACAGCGUCAGCAUGUGGAAAGAGUCGAAAGUCGUGAUCAUCGACUCAAGCUCUCGUUUCACUGCAGCCACUAUCAGCUACCAGUCAUUGAAAGCGUCUUGCAACACAUCUGAGCGCAGCUUGAGCCAGCCCAUGCCAUGCUUGCUACUUGCACAGUUUGCAGUGCAGAUGGGCGCAAAGCGACGGCAACGGCAAGAAAUGCACACCUCAGCGCCUGAGCUGAAGGUGGAGCAUCUGGUCAUGCGCUCGAUGUGUGCAGAACUUAUCCGCGGGCAGAUCGACGAGGCGGAGACUGAAGCUUUCCAACCCAUGCUGCGACGCUUGAAAGUGAGCGAGUUGGUCACCGUCACCUGGGUAAAGCCGCGAAUCCUAGACCCUGUCCGUAUAGACCUGAUGCGCGAGCGAAUGGAUGCGUGGGCUUCGCAGACAGGAUUGCUCCUGGAGCACCUGGAGCAAGUUACGCCCGAGCUUCUGGUGUCGGCCGACUCAGAUGCUCUUCUCCGCCGCCACUUGCCCAAGACGCCUAAUCCCAAGAUGGCGGCAGAAGUGCAGAAGGAGGCCAGCUCCUUCCCAAGCCUGGCAAGCCUCUGGCCCUUUGCAAGCGAUGCAGGCAAAGCUGCAGAGGAGACACCGCAGGAGCGACCGGAGACGAGGAAUGCCGCGGAGCCUGCGGAGGCGGCGGCGGAGCCCUCCAAGCCCUCCACAGCGCAGCUUGGCCAGUCCAGAGCCAGUGCAUCAUUGCGUCCACCAUCUGGCUCCGAUGAUGCGGAAGCAGCCGGCUCACUGCCGCUGCCGACGUCUCGCUCGCUCCGUGAGUCUGCCAUAUCGUCGACACCCCAAGGGUCGCCGUCGAGCAGGCGGGCUCGAACAGGCCGGGAAAGCUCUGGCGAGCCCGGAAGCCCUGGUGCACGGUUCUCUGCAGCACGAGCGUCAGUCGAGGGGCAGGUCGCGUGA
This is a messenger RNA of Symbiodinium sp. CCMP2456, 3534 nucleotides long. NCBI's taxonomy places the organism in Eukaryota, Dinophyceae, Suessiales, Symbiodiniaceae. The record is from the annotation of a GenBank genome assembly.